Molecule: messenger RNA, 627 nt
Organism: Asparagus officinalis (garden asparagus)
Lineage: Eukaryota; Viridiplantae; Streptophyta; Magnoliopsida; Asparagales; Asparagaceae
Product: protein FAR1-RELATED SEQUENCE 5-like
Exons: 3
Coding region: 1-627 (208 amino acids)
Source: RefSeq, a predicted model, not a curated record
AUGCUAUUAACCACUGACUCAGGGAGAGGGACAUCAGGGAUAAACAAAGGAGAAGGUCGGAAAGCAGAAGCUUUUAAGGCAUCCAAGCAUGAGGAGAAUGUUGAUGAGCCUAUUGGUGUUAAAAAUGGCAAAGGUAAUCUUGUUGUUGAUCUAUAUAUCGGAAUGAAGUUCUCUACACAUGAGGAAGGUUAUAAUUUCUACAAUGCAUAUGCCAGACUUAAGGGAUUUGGUUUUCGCAAGAGUCAUACAUUUUGGUCGAGAAAGAAAGAUGCAUCCAAGCAUGAGGAGAAUGUUGAUGAGCCUAUUGGUGUUGAAAAUGGCAAAGGUAAUCAUGUUGUUGAUCUAUAUAUCGGAAUGGAGUUCUCUACAUAUGAGGAAUGUUAUAAUUUCUACAAUGCAUAUGCCAGACUUAAGGGAUUUGGUUUUCACAAGAGUCAUACAUUUUGGUCGAGAAAGAAAGAUGUAAUCAUAUGUAGAACCUUUGUAUGUGACAAAGAAGGCUUUAAAUUUUUAGAAUAUAAAAGAGAAGAUGAUCUGAAUGUAAUUCAAAAGUCCGAUACAAGAUGUGGAUGCAACGUAAGGAUGGUUAUUAGGCUUGAUAGAAGCACUAGAAAAUGGGUGGUGUGA